AUGCCCUUCGCUUUCGGUGGACUAUCGCGGCUGAGAUUCCUGGAACUUAGUCAUAACGACAUUCACGCCGUCAUGCCAUCCACAUUCCGUGGACUAUCGCGGCUGAGUUUCCUGGAUCUUAGUAACAACCAAAUACAAAACAUAGCAGAGAAAACAUUUGAAGGAUUGGGCAACCUCACACACCUAAACCUGGCAUUCAACGGGAUAGCAGUGAUAGGGGACGCCUUUCUCCGUCUGUACGAAUUAAAGUAUUUGGAUAUGAGUGGAAAUAAAUUAGCUGUUUUAAAUCAAACAACACUGGGUCCUGUUGUCAACCGGUUACAGACUAUUGAUGUUGCUGACAACCCGUUUUUGUGUGACUGUAACUUACUGUGGUUUCUUGAGUGGGCCAACGAUAAGUACGACAGGGUGUCGAACUUGUACAACCCUUAUCCUGACUUUCGUCGAGGCUACACAUGUUCUCGAGCUCGUCCAGCACAACUGCGCGGAAGACGUUUGAUAGACGGAUUGGUCCAGAAAAAACGAUCCACCGACAGAAAGGAUUCAUCGGAACGAACGUUUUUUGACACAGUCUGUAGUCAUGGAUUCCAGCCAAACCGCCUCCUGGCUUGUGUGCUCGCCUCUUCCGGCAUCUUCGUCGCCAUGAUGACCAUUUUCUUGGUUGACUACAACAUCGAUCGUGUUCAGUACUACAUGUGGAAAUUGCUGAGACCGAAGAUUGGCGAAGUAGAGAACCAAGAGCCGCCCAGAUACACGCACGAUGCUUUUAUUGUCUACAGCAGCAAGGACGCUAUGUGGGUUGACAAUGAAGCAAUAGAAAAUCUGGAACCUGACUACAGUCUGCUCAUAGACGAAAGGGACUUUGCAGUCGGCGCUCCCAUUGUGGAAAACAUCGCGGAUGCCGUGGAAAACAGCCGGAGAACCGUCUGCCUCAUCACCAGGAACUUCCUGAAGAGUAGGUGGUGCGAGUACGAGUUCCAGAUGGCCCAGUACCACAUGUUCAACCGCAACGGGAUGCUGAAACGGUUCCGCCAUCUGAACGCCGUAAUGAAGAGGGACACGUACCUGACGUGGCCGGGCGACGUGCGGAAAAGGCCGCUGUUCUGGAAGCGGCUGCGAGACGCUCUGGGCGAUCCUCUACCCCGGGACCCAGAGCCUCAGCAGCAGGCACAAGAUCCAGAACGGGACAUUCCGGAACAGCAGGUACAAGAUCCAGAACGGAACAUUCCGGAACAGCAGGUACAAGAUCCGGUCGAGAACAAUCCGGAACCGGCAAGGAACAUUGUGGAAGUACAGAUACACGCACCCAUGCGGAAUAUUCGGAACAGCAAGAUGAUAUUCUAUUACCAGAGCCAGACGACCUGUGGCUUGGAGAUGGGGAUGACGUGCCUCUCCUACCUCUGUAGGAGGUUUGAUCUCAAGCAAAUUUGA
Branchiostoma floridae (Florida lancelet) is the source of this 1431-nucleotide messenger RNA. RefSeq names its product toll-like receptor 4. The transcript is spliced from 2 exons. Gene Ontology annotation, biological process: toll-like receptor signaling pathway; immune response; inflammatory response. The coding region runs from base 1 to 1431 and encodes 476 amino acids. Gene Ontology annotation, molecular function: transmembrane signaling receptor activity; protein binding. The record is from RefSeq and is a predicted model, not a curated record. NCBI's taxonomy places the organism in Eukaryota, Metazoa, Chordata, Leptocardii, Amphioxiformes, Branchiostomatidae. Gene Ontology annotation, cellular component: membrane.